GUGGUCCUUCACCCCUUUUGAGGAAAUGGUUUAUAAUUUGAAGCCCAACCUGACCUUCUGGCCAAUCCAGACGCCCGGAUGCAGGAAGUCCCGCCUCCCCCUGAAAGUAGUGGGCAUGGCCUCCAAAGGAUCCAUCCAGGCAGAGCAUGGGGUGCUGAAUCUGGGGGAGGUGUUGGUGGGAGACUGUAGGUCCUUCGAGGUGCCUCUCAUCAACAACGGUUCCUGUUCUGUCAGCUUCUGUUUGGCUGUACAACAGAGCCUGCUAGACCCGGGGUUGCCUGAGAACUCACAGAAGAAAGACCCUGUUGCCCUGGAGCUGGACUCUGAGAGAGGCACCAUCCCAGCUCGCUCCAGGCUGCUGAUCCGCUCCACCGUGAGGCCUGCCAGGAGGACCAGAUACUGCUGGGACCUCACAUACCAGACCCUCAGCUCUGCAGGCUCUGUGCUGGAUGCUCCCCAGGCUCUGUGCCAGGUGCAGGAUGUGCGUUGCAGCGUGGAGGGGCUCAGCAAGCUGCAGAUCUGGAGCCUCUUUUCUCUGGGACACCUCAACGCCCACCUGCAGAGAGACCCCGCCCCUCCGGAGCUCACCUACCGGGUGCCCACCAGACACAGUCUGCGUCGCUGUCCCUCCAUCUUCACGUCGGCCAUGUUGGAUUUCAACUUCAGCGCUGCUCCGCUGGGCUCAGACCCCUCCAAUGUGCUGCUGAUGUUUGAGAACACUGGGAGCAUCCCUGUCAGUGGUCAGUAUCUGUAA
Molecule: messenger RNA, 754 nt
Organism: Oncorhynchus tshawytscha (Chinook salmon)
Lineage: Eukaryota; Metazoa; Chordata; Actinopteri; Salmoniformes; Salmonidae
Product: cilia- and flagella-associated protein 65-like
Exons: 6
Coding region: 26-754 (242 amino acids)
Source: RefSeq, a predicted model, not a curated record